This is a messenger RNA of Didymodactylos carnosus, 4200 nucleotides long. Lineage: Eukaryota; Metazoa; Rotifera; Eurotatoria; Philodinida; Philodinidae. The record is from the annotation of a GenBank genome assembly.
AUGGACUUCCUCGAGAGACAUAAUGUAACCCUCUUCUGUAAGGAGAAACGGAUCGAAUUUCGAAAUCGUCGCGAAGAACGUCACGAUCCCCCUUCGGAAUUACUUUUCCAGCCACCGCGACAACUAAAUUUACCGUCGUCAACACAACAUCACUCAGCAACUUCCGUGGGUUUAGGUAAAAAAUCCCGGAACGCAGCGAACUAUAUUCUUCAAGCUCGCGAAUCUAUAAAAAUUCCACCGUACGCCUAUGUAGGGGUACCAGUUAAACCACAUAGACCGUUUAAAGAUUAUUCAGAUCAUUCUGAAUAUGAUGUCACAUCAAUGACACAUUGUCCAGCGGUAGCAAAUGGAGUAAUAUCCCCAUGCGACGAUUUAUUUAUUCAAGUAGCUAAUUUUUCAAGAUCUUCUAUGAUCAUCCACCAACAUCAAAAACUCGCUUACAUGGAACGAAUGAAUCAAAACCAAGUAAACGUCGUAAACCUCUCUUCAACUGCGAAGGAAAAUCUCUCGAAAACAGAAAUUAAUUCUUGCAUAGAUUUAUCCCAAACGGGUUUAGACUCUAAACAGAAAUGUCUCAUAAAAAAAUUAAUAGAAUCUUACCCGGAGGUAUUUCGCGAUAAACUUGGUCGAACGUCUCUGUUAAAACACCAUAUUCAACUCGAGCCGAACACAAAACCGGUCAACAAACCACCAUACAGAAUAGCACCGGAAAGACGAAAAAUAGUCGAUAAAGAGCUGAAAGAUAUGUUAGAAAGUGGCACAAUAUCCGGAUCGAAUAGUCCCUAUGCUUCACCCAUUGUACUGGCCGCGAAGAAAGAUGGUUCUCUUCGUUUUUGUGUCGAUUACCGACGUUUAAACGCAGCCACUGUUCGAGACGCAUAUCCUAUUCCAAGAAUUGACGACACUCUUGACUCACUACAACAAGCUAAAUUUGUUUCUACACUCGAUCUAAAAUCCGGCUAUUGGCAAGUGGAGAUGGAUCAAGAAAGCAAACAAAAAACGGCAUUUAUUACUCACAAAGGAUUAUUCGAAUUCAAUGUUAUGCCAUAUGGACUUACAAAUGGUCCAGCUACAUUUCAGCGCCUAAUGGAUAUCGUUCUUGCUGGAUUCAAAUGGCAGUGCUGUCUAGUUUACAUUGACGAUAUCGUCAUAUUCUCACCUACGUUUGAUCAACAUCUGAUAGAUCUCAAUAACGUUCUUCAUAAAAUUCGAGAAGCAGAAUUAACUCUAAAAACAUCGAAAUGUCAAUUUUGUCGACGAGAAUUGAAAUAUCUUGGUCACCUCGUUACUCCCGAAGGGAUAAAACCCGAUCCUUCUAUCGUCUCGUCAGUCAGAGAAUUUCCUCGUCCACAAAAAAUCAGAACUCUUCAAUCGUUUCUCGGUCUCACUGGAUAUUAUCGACGUUUUAUAAAAAAUUAUGCGAAAAUUGCCGAACCUCUUCUCGAACAACUGAGAAAUAACAAGAAUAACCAUCUGAACUGGAAUGCACCGUGUGAGGAAGCGUUUAAUCUCCUCAAGCAGAUAUUAAUUAAAGCCCCGAUGAUGUGUAUCCCUGACUUCGAUCAACAAUUUAUCCUCGAACUCGAUGCAUCGGAUUAUGGGUUAGGAGCUGUUCUGGCUCAAGAAUUGGACAGGAAAAAGUCAGUGGUUGCUUAUGCUAGUCGUACGUUAACUCCAGCGGAGAGAAAAUACGGUGCCACCGAAAAAGAAGCGUUAGCAAUUGUAUGGGCAACCAAACACUUUCGUCCCUAUCUGGAAGGCGGAAAAGUACUCGUUCGAUCGGACUGUAAAGCUCUUCAAUGGUUAAAAUCUGCGAAAGAUCCAACAGGGCGUCUGGCCAGGUGGGCCAUGAAACUGAGCGCAUUUGACCUGGAAAUUAAACAUCGACCUGGAACGUCAAAUCAAAAUGCUGAUGCUCUAUCAAGAUAUCCAGUCGAGGUUCAUUCGCCAUAUUCUUCUAAUUAUUCAAAUGAAAAAGAGAUUAAUUCAUUAGACACAGCAGUAAAUAUCUGGGAGAGCUGCAAUAUCUUAGAGGAUAUAAAAGAAGAACAGAAAAAGGAUUCGAAACUCAAACCGAUAAUAGACUACUUACUAAAUAACACGACGAAAAGUAAUUCACCUCCUUCGAAAUCAUUUCGGAAAACGGCGUCUCAGUAUGUGAUCAUUAACGGAAUCUUAUACAAGACCCGGUCAAGAAACUCGAACGAACACGAAUCCGUUCCAGGAAAGAAAAACAUGAUUGUAAUUCCACAAAAUAGACAACAACAAAUACUAGAAUGGGCCCAUGAUCAUCCUACAUCGGGCCACUCUGGCCUUCAUAAAACACUUUACCGUCUAUUAACUCGAGUAUACUGGCCCGGACUGAGAAGAGAUGUGUUUAAAUACACUCAAGCCUGUUCAUCAUGCCAGCAAUUUAAAUAUUGUAAUCGUCCUUCAUCAACUCCCAUGCAACUUCAUUUAGUUACUGAGCCAUGGCACACUAUUGAAAUCGACAUGAUGGGGCCUUUUCCUCCUACUCAAAGACAAAAACAAUAUUUACUUGUCGUCGUUGAUUAUUUUACUCGAUGGGUGGAAAUGUUCCCUCUACGGACAACAACAGCAACAGAUAUGGCUAUUGUUAUCGUGAAUGAAGUCAUUUGCCGGUACGGAUGUCCCAAGUAUAUUCUAUCUGAUAAUGGACCCCAGUUUGUAGCGGAGAUGUUUACAGCUAUAUGCAAAGAUUUGGGAAUUAAAAAUAAAUUUACAGCCACUUAUCAUCCACAAACAAAUAUGACAGAACGAGUAAACAAAACAGUGAAACAAAUGGUCGCUCAAUAUGCAGAAGGCAAACCAAAUUCAUGGGAUAAAGAAAUAGCAAAAUUAGCGUUUUCCAUAAGAACAUCAGUUAAUGAUUCAACAGGACAGUCCCCGGCGUUCCUGAAUCUUAGUAGGGAACCUCAGCUUCCUCUUGAUCUGAUCCUCGAUGACCCUACUGAAGGCCCACCGGUACCUCCAGAUAAAAUAAAACAUGUGACUCUAAGUUAUCGUGACAGACUAAGUCAAGAUCUCAAAUAUGCUCAUUAUAUAGCUAAAGAACACUCGGAAGUACAAAAAAUCAAUCAAAAUAAUUAUUAUGAUCGACAUACAACUCAGAGAAACUAUGCAGAAGGCCAAUUAGUCUGGGUAGCUAUUCCGCCAGGGCUUAUGCCUGAAAAACUAACACCGAAAUGGCAAGGUCCUUGCAAAAUUCUUCGACAAAUUAGCCCCUCAUCGUUUAAAGUCCAACGUCUAUCAGAUGGGGUUAUUCUAGGUACAGUUAACUCGGAUCGUUUAAAACCGUAUUACGAAUUAAAAACCACUUCAACAGCGGAAGAUAAUUUAAAACCACCCGCAUCACUCAUGUCACUGCCGUUAACUCCAGUAAUUACGAAACAGAACAUAAUACCACCAGAACCCCUACUCCGAAGAACGAGUCGAGUUAGAAGACCAACGACUCGACUACCUACUUCAACGAUAUCUCACGCAGCAACUGGGACAUUUUUUGAAUAUAUUGGUCCAUAUAUACCGUCAAACAAAAUUAUAAAGAAUUCUGUAUCAUUUCCGAUGGGAAAAGCCACCUGUCAUCUAAUUCCACCAACACCCGCCAAAAGAAUACCGGAAUGCGCGUCGCUCUUUGAAACCAGAGAACAAAACUUAAGUUCUCGAUCUUCGAAAUCGUUAACGCGAAAUACAAAUCAACAGCAUCCGAAAGGUAUUCGUAUAACACGACACCGACGUUUUAUCGGAGAAAUCAUCGGCAUCGGCAUCGGAACCGCGGCACUGGCACUCUCAGCAGCAAACACCGUUCAAUUAGUUCAAUUAAAAAAAGUAAUCGCCGAAAACGAAAAUCGACUAACGCAAUCAGAAAUAAAAAUUCGGGAAGGCGAAGUUAAAAUGGAAGUCUACGAAAAAGGACAAAUCAUGCAAGCAAUAGAACUGAAAAAUACACAAAGUCUAUUGAACGCUACUACAGAAAUCGUAAACGAGCACUCAUCAGCUAUCGAAUAUAUCAAUCAACGAUUAUCAAGAUUAGAAGACAAGCAGCAACAGUCCUUUUUGGAUGUAGCCAUCAAUGAUAUAACUUCUAAUCGAUUAACUUUGUCGUAUAUUGAUUCGUCGGACGCGUCGGCUAUUGUUCGAGAUGUUCCACAUGAAACAAAAAACCGGACGAAACAAAUGUAA